This is a messenger RNA of Ceratotherium simum simum (southern white rhinoceros), 4576 nucleotides long. The record is from RefSeq and is a predicted model, not a curated record. NCBI's taxonomy places the organism in Eukaryota, Metazoa, Chordata, Mammalia, Perissodactyla, Rhinocerotidae.
AUUCAUGUUGCCUGAGGAAGAAUUCCGGAAGCAGAGGAAAACGAAAGAAAAGGAGUCAAGAAUGGCUCUUUCUCAGGAACUGUUGACGUUCAGGGACGUUGCCAUAGAAUUCUCUCAGGAGGAGUGGGAAUGCCUGGACCCUGCUCAGAGGGCCUUGUACAGGGAUGUGAUGUUGGAGAACUACAGGAACCUGCUCUCCCUGGAUAUCUCUCCUGGAUAUGUGAUCAAAGAAUUAUCAUCAAAGGAGGACAUUAAUAAUGGAGAAUUAUUCCAAACAUUUAUUUUGGAAAGACAUGUAAGUCAUGAUUUUGAUGAUUUUGAUUUCAGAGAGGUCCAGCAAAAUAUGCACAAGUUUGAGACUCAGUGGGUAUGUGAAGAAAAAAAUUUUGAAGGGGUGAGUACAACCCAUUACAAAAAUUUCGCUGGUAGAAGAGAUCAACAACAUCAUAAAUCCUGUAAUAAUUUCCCUGUGACACAGAAUGUUUCUGUAAGAAGAAGUACGUCUCAUUAUUAUAAACAUGACAAGUCAUAUAUAAGGAAUAAGGAACUAAAAAAAGACAUAAGCUAUUCAGGAAAAAAGUAUAUGAAAUCUUUUAAAAAUAGGCUUGGAUUAAGCUUUCAUUCACAUCUGGUUGAAGUGCACAGAUUUCAAACUGAAGAGAAACGUUAUGAAUGUCAUCAAGUUGAGAAGUCUAUCAAAAAUUGUUCUUCAGUUUCACUGCUUCAAAGAAUUCCUCCUAGUGUCAAAACCAACAUUCGUAAUAAAUAUGGGAAGGUUUUUAUGCAUCCUUCAUUGCUUACACAACACCAGAAAACACACAUUAGAGAAAAACCUUACAAAUGUAAUGAGUGUGGGAAGGCUUUUAGCCAUUGCUCAACCUUAGCUAAUCAUCAAAGAAUUCAUUCUGAUGAGAGACCUUACAAAUGUAUUGAUUGUGGCAGAGCUUUUAACAGGUUCUCAAACCUCACAAGGCAUCAGAGAAUUCAUACUGGAGAGAAACCGUAUAAAUGUAAUGUAUGUGGUAAGGAUUUUAUGAUACGUUCGCACCUUUGGAGUCAUGAGCGAAUUCAUACUGGAGAGAAACCUUACAAAUGUAAUGAGUGUGGCAAAGCCUUUUCUGAGCGUUCAAAUCUUGCUCAACAUAAGAGAAUCCAUACGGGAGAGAAACCUUACAAAUGUAAUGAAUGUGGUAAGAAUUUUACCACACGUUCACACCUUUGGGGUCAUGAGAGGAUUCAUACUGGAGAGAAACCUUACAAAUGUAAUGAGUGUGGCAAAGCCUUCACUGGGAGUUCAAAUCUUACUCAACAUAAGAAAAUUCAUACUGGAGAGAAACCAUAUAAAUGUACUGUAUGUGGCAAGGCCUUUAGUCAGAAUUCAAGCCUUAUAGUUCAUCAGAGAAUUCAUACUGGGGAGAAACCUUACAAAUGUCAUGAAUGUGGCAAAGCCUUUAAACAGUACUCGAGCCUCAAAAAAUAUAAAUUGAUCCAUAUUGGACAGAAGAUUUACAAUAGUAUUGAAUGUGACAAAGAUUUUAACCAGUCUGAAAAACUUCUGCAACAUCAGAGUAUUCAUACUCAGCAGGAAUCUUACAAAUGUAAGAAAUGUGGGAAAGUCUUUAGUCAAUCAUCAACUCUAAGUAGACACAAGAAAAUCCACACUGGAGAGAAAUCUUACAAAUGUAAUGCAUGUGACAAAGCCUUUAACGAGUGUACAAACCUUACUCGACAUAAGAGAAUUCAUACUGGAGAGAAACCUUAUAAAUGUAAUAAAUGUGGGAAAGCCUUUAACCAGUGCACAAACCUUACUCGACAUCAGAGAAUUCAUACUGGAGAGAAACCUUAUAUAUGUAAAGAAUGUGGCAAAGCCUUUAACCGGUGCUCAAACCUUACUCAACAUCAGAGAACUCACACUGGAGAGAAACCUUAUAUAUGUAAAGAAUGUGGCAAAGCCUUUAAGGGCUACAGCCUUACUCAACAUCAGAGAACUCACACUGGAGAGAAACCUUAUAAAUGUAAAGAAUGUGGCAAAGCCUUUAACUGGAGCCACAGCUUUACUCUACAUCAGAGAGUGCUUACUGGAGAGAAACCCUACAAAUAUAAUGAAUGUGGAAAGAAGUUUGUCCAAAAUACACACUUUAGAAAACACCAGAGAAGGAUCCAUAUUGGAGAGAAGACUUUCAAGUGUGGUGAAUGUGGCAAGGCUUUUAAUCAGUUUGAAAAUCUUACUAAACAUCAGAGUAUUCAUACUGGGGAAGAAACUUACAAAUGUAAUAAUUGUGGGAAAGUCUUUAGUCAAUCAUCAACUCUAAAUAGACAUAAGAAAAUCCAUACUGAAGAGAAACCAUACAAAUGUCAAGAAUGUGGCAAAGCCUUUAACCAGUGCUCAAAACUUACUCAACAUAAGAGAUUUCAUACCGGAGAGAAACCAUACAAAUGUCAAGAAUGUGGCAAAGCCUUUAGUCACUGCUCAAAUCUUAUUAAACAUAGGAGAAUUCAUACUGGAGAGAAACCUUACAAAUGUAAAGAAUGUGGCAAAGCCUUGAACAACUGCUCAAAUCUUGUUAAACAUCAGAGAAUUCAUACAGGAGAGAAACCUUACAAAUGCAUAGAAUGUGGCAAAGCCUUUAACCAGUGCUCAAACCUUACUAAUCAUCAAAGAAUUCAUAAUGGAGAGAAGCCUUACAAAUGUAAAGAAUGUAACAAAGAAUUUAAAUGGAGUUACAGCCUUACUCAACAUAAGAGAACUCAUACUGGAGAGAAACCAUACAAAUGUGAAGAAUGUGGCAAAGCCUUUAGCCAGGGCUCAACACUUACUCAACAUCAGAGAAUUCAUACUGGAGAGAAACCUUACAAAUGUAAAGAAUGUGGCAAAGCCUUUAACAACUACUCAAGCCUUACUCGACAUCAGAGAUUUCAUAUUGGAGAGAAACCAUAUAAAUGUAAAUAAUGUGUAAAAGCCUCUCACAGGAACUAUGGCCUUACUAAACAUAAGGGAGUGCAUACUGCAGAGAAACCCUAUAAUAAUUCCUUUGAAUGUAAGGAGUGCGGGAAGGCCUUUAGUCGUGGCUAUCAACUUACCCAACAUCAGAAAAUUCACACUGGUGAGAAACCCUAUGAAUGUAAAGAAUGUAAAAAGGCCUUUCGUUGGGGUAAUCAACUUACUCAACAUCAGAAAAUUCAUACUGGUGAGAAACCUUAUGAAUGUAAGGACUGUGGGAAGGCCUUUCGAUGGGGCUCAAGCCUCGUUAUUCAUAAGAGAAUUCAUACAGGGGAGAAACCCUAUGAAUGUAAAGACUGUGGGAAGGCCUUUAGACGUGGUGAUGAACUCACUCAACAUCAGAGAUUUCACACUGGUGAGAAAGACUAUGAAUGCCAGGACUGUGGGAAGACUUUUAGCCGUGUGUAUAAACUAAUUCAACAUAAGAGAAUUCAUAGUGGUGAGAAACCCUAUGAAUGCAAAGACUGUGGGAAGGCCUUUAUUUGUGGCUCAAGCCUCGUUCAGCAUAAGAGAAUUCAUACCGGUGAAAAGCCCUAUGAAUGUCAAGAAUGUGGGAAGGCCUUUACUCGUGUCAAUUAUCUUACUCAACAUCAGAAGAUUCAUACUGGUGAGAAACCUCAUGAAUGUAAGGAAUGCGGGAAGGCCUUUCGUUGGGGUUCAAGUCUUGUUAAACAUGAGAGAAUUCAUACGGGUGAGAAGCCAUAUAAAUGUGCAGAAUGUGGGAAGGCCUUUAACUGUGGCUAUCACCUUACUCAACAUGAGAGAAUUCACACUGGUGAAACGCCUUAUAAAUGUAAGGAAUGUGGAAAGGCCUUUAUUUAUGGGUCAAGCCUUGUUAAACAUGAGAGAAUUCAUACAGGGGAGAAACCCUAUGAAUGUAAAGAAUGUGGGAAGGCCUUUAGUCACGGCCAUCAACUUACACAGCAUCAGAAAAUUCAUACUGGUGAGAAACCCUAUGAGUGUAAGGAAUGUGGAAAGGCAUGUAACCAUGUAAACCAUCUUAGGGAACAUCAGAGAAUCAUAAUGUUGAAAAACCUUUUGAAUACAAAGAAUGUACGGAAGCCUCUAUACAACAUUCAUGCCUUCCACAACAUGAGGAACAUUCGUGAUACAAAUUAACGUAAGAAAGCCUUCACUGGUCACUCUUCUACUUAUAAAAUAUCAGAAUAGUCAUACUAGAGGUAAAUUUGGAGAAUGGAGAAGUCACCCCUAACGAUCACAACAUACUCAGUGUAGAUUUUUUUACUGGAUAGAUUAGUUUAAUGAAUGCGUAGAAGCUUUCCAGUACCAUUCCAUCUCUAUCACAUUUCAGGUUCAUUCUAGGGAAUAACUGUGCUGAUGUAUUGUGGGGAAGCCUUUUGUCAUGGUACAUACCCCACCUGUUAUCACCAUCCCACCUCUACUCCCUGUGAGACACUGGGCAAAUUACCUGUUACCACUGUGCAUCCUUUGUGAAGUGGGGAGAAGCACACCUAACACUGCUAUUGUGGUGGUUGUGUUUGGUACAUGUAAACUCCUUGAAAGUGUAUCUGAAAUAUUGUGUAAGCUCAAUAAAUAGUAGCUGCUGCUGUUGUU